AUGACGGUAUUCAAUGAAAAUGUUAAAUGUUUGUUGGAGCAAAUAACAAAACAAUAUGAAUAUCUCUCGAGUCUUGCACAUUUAGAUCUGGUUGGUGAUAUCUUCCCCACCAUUAGAAACUACUUGGUUCUCAAUCUAGAUGUACAGAGAGAACUACUCAUCACACUACAUUUUCCCGAUGAUACCAUGCUGGUAAAUCAUCAGAACAACAGACAUUUAAAUGAUCUAUUGACAACUCAUAAUUUAUUUAAACCAAAAAAUGAUAACAAUAACAGCAAUAACAAUAAUAACAAUAAUAACAAUAAUAAUAACAAUAGCAAUAAUAAUAAUAGAAGUUUUAGUGUUCCUGUUUUAGGUUAUUCAAAUAAUAAUAAUACAUCAUCAUCAAUUCAUCAAAGAUCUUCAUCUUUAGGACUAUCUUCUAGUGUACCCACAACUACAACCACUACCACUACAACUACAACAACAAACUAUGGCAGUCAAAGAAAUAAUAGUAAUUUCAGUAAUAUAUCUGGUAUUAGUUCGAUGAAUUUAAAUUCAUCUACUGGUGGUAGCAGCAGUAUUAGUAUCAGUAGUAGUGGUGGUGGUGGUGGUAGCAGUAGCAAUGGCAGCAUUACAAAGGUGGAUUUCGAUCCAGAUGAUUUCCUUGACUCACCGCCUAAACCAAUGGAGCCAGCACUUCCUCCACCUCCCACCGGACCAAGAACAAAGAAAUCUGCAUCUACAACAACCUCUACAACAUCUAUUUCCACUUCCACUUCCUCUUCAGACUUAUCAUCCAACGAUAGUAUAGCAACUACGAUUGCAACCAAUCACAAUUCAACUUCUAAAGGUGCCGCUUCUGCUGCUGCUACUACUGCCGCUGUAAAAUUUGAGCAUCCACUGCUAACGACACCACCUCCACCAUACACCGAAAGAGAACCUCUGCCAGAGAACUAUAGAGAUUGCUAUGAUGAAGAUCAUUUCAACGAAUUAAAGUAUGAUUACAGAUUACCCGCUUCUGAAUUCUACCCAGAGCAGAAGCAUAAAUGUAAAAAGUGUGUUGGCAGACGACAGAAAGAAAAGAAAGAGCAGAAUAGGCGAAAGAAAGAGGCAGAAGAGCAAUUGCAUUCCACCACCACCACUUCAAAUCUAUCAGAGACAUCGCAGUCGACACAAACUAACCCAGCAACAACCACUCAAUCUUUUAGUUAUACUGCACCUGCACCUACACCUACAACUGCACCGCCAACAUCAUCACAAUCAUCUACAUCAACAUCUUCCUAUCCACUUACACCAGAUAAAACACCAAAGAAACGAUCUCACACUGAACCACUAAGCGAGCCUGGAUCAUUGCUAUUUUUAGAUUCAUUGGAGCAACAGGAAAAUGUAUUUGAGAGUGUCACUUUUGUGCCGACAAACGACCAAAAAGAUGAGCACAACGGUGCAAGAAAAAAGAAAUUUAUGCAAAAACCACUUCAACACCAAACACAAAAGAUAUUCAGAGCGAAAACUGAAAAGAUUGCAGUUUUGGCAAGAGAGCCAACCAAUUACAGUGAGCCAUACAAAAGAUUUACUGUUAAAGGAACAACUGAAAAUUAUACAGUUACAAUUGCACAAAUACCAAUUUGUACAUGUAUGGAUUAUCAAAAAGGAAAUGAGUAUUGCAAACAUAUAGCAUUUGCAUUGUUAGGCCCGUGUCAAUGUCCUGAAGAUUCUUAUAUUCUCUAUCAAAAAGCUUUCACAAUACCUGAAUUGAAAGUUUUAUUAACCUCUGAAAAAAACACAGCUGCUACAGUACCUGGUGUUAGAGAUGAUCCUGUUGGAAAGUAUGGACCAUACAUACCAAUACCUGGUACUGCACCAACAACAACACCAAAGAAGAGUCACAAGAAAUCAAAGACUCUAGCUUCACUGACACCAAGUCAAUCUACUUCUACAUUAACACCAAGUCAAUCUACCUCUUCAUUGCAACCAUUGGUGAUGACACCGAAACAUCUUGAACAUACAGCAGCACUACAAUCCAAAUAUUUAGAUUCAAUUGAAAAGGCAAAGUUGGAAGUACAUGCAGUGGAUACACCAACACCUGUAAAAUCAACGAAAUCCUUUAACAACACACCAAUACAAAUCUCUCCAAACUCACCUUCAAAACAACAUUUUUCAAAAACCUAUACAUUUGUUGAUUUAGAAGCAUCUUUAGAUGAUGAUCGUUAA
Molecule: messenger RNA, 2193 nt
Organism: Heterostelium album PN500
Lineage: Eukaryota; Evosea; Eumycetozoa; Acytosteliales; Acytosteliaceae
Exons: 5
Coding region: 1-2193 (730 amino acids)
Molecular function (GO): zinc ion binding
Source: RefSeq, a predicted model, not a curated record